AUGUGGAAUGAUCUGUCGACUCUCAAUUGUACUAUACUGUGGUGUUUGAGAUGGCUCGCACAACCACCGAGCUUGGCGGGGGAGCAGUCAAACUGGAGAAAAAGUAGGAUCCGCCGAGCAAGGAUCAAGCUCAGAAUGGCGUUUACCCACUUUGGGGAACCAAGAAGGCGGCUGAGGCCUGCAAGACAGGGCGUCCAGCCGCCGGGGGCAUGCCUCGACAGAAGUGGAGGUCUGGCCAAUGACAGCACACAAGCGACCGCCUGGGUUCGCCCAAGCGCCGGCGAGCCUGCACGCAAACCACCGAAUCUGCCCAAUCGUUUUGCGCCGCUUCCGAAGAACCUCCAAAUGGUCACCUAUCUACGGUCUAGGUCUGGGAGGACUGUACUGUAG
This is a messenger RNA of Pyricularia pennisetigena, 390 nucleotides long. RefSeq lists its product as uncharacterized. The record is from RefSeq and is a predicted model, not a curated record. The coding region runs from base 1 to 390 and encodes 129 amino acids. The transcript has 3 exons. NCBI's taxonomy places the organism in Eukaryota, Fungi, Ascomycota, Sordariomycetes, Magnaporthales, Pyriculariaceae.